Molecule: messenger RNA, 2005 nt
Organism: Rhinichthys klamathensis goyatoka
Lineage: Eukaryota; Metazoa; Chordata; Actinopteri; Cypriniformes; Leuciscidae
Gene: enc3
Product: ectodermal-neural cortex 3
Exons: 3
Coding region: 189-1958 (589 amino acids)
Molecular function (GO): protein binding
Source: RefSeq, a predicted model, not a curated record
ACACUCACUCACUGAUUCUCGAGUCACAGUAGUAAUGUUCCCCAGCGUGUAACAGGCGGAUCUCACAGACUUCAGACUGAUCCCAUCAAGAGAAAUGUUACUACUGAAAUCGUUCAAGACGUCUUAAAGUAACACGCGGAUAAGUCGAAUGCAUACUGUUUAAGUCCACGCGACGAAUAAGUUCGAAGAUGUCUGUCAGUAAUCACGAGAACCGAAAGUCAAGGUCAAGCUCUGGGUCCAUGAACAUCCAUCUGUUCCACAAAACGUCACAUCCAGACAGCCUGCUUACCCACCUCAAUCUCCUCCGCAAGCGACAUGUCUUCACGGAUGUAGUCCUGCGUGCUGGACAUCGAGCAUUCCCAUGCCACCGGGUGGUUCUGGCAUCGUGUAGCCGCUAUUUUGAGGCCAUGUUUAGCGGUGGCCUGAAGGAGAGCCGAGACGCCGAGGUCAACUUCCACGACUCUUUGCACCCGGAGGUUCUGGAGCUCCUGCUUGACUAUGCCUACUCCGCCCGUGUGAUCAUCAACGAGGAAAACGCAGAGUCUUUGCUGGAGGCUGGCGACAUGCUCCAGUUCCAUGACAUCCGCGAUGCCUCUGCAGAAUUCCUGGAGAAGAACCUGCAUCCGUCCAACUGUCUUGGGAUGAUGCUUCUGUCCGAUGCUCAUCAGUGCCAGAGGUUGUAUGAACUUUCUUGGCGGAUGUGCCUGGCAAAUUUCGCUAAUCUCUACCACACUGAGGACUUCUUAAACCUGCCCAAAGAGAAAGUUCAGGAGCUUGUUUUUAGCGAGGAGUUGGAGGUUGAGGAUGAAAGCAUUGUGUACGAGGCUGUUAUUGAUUGGGUUAGAGCAGACAUUGGGAGUAGACAUCUGGAUCUUCCCGACCUUCUGCGCUGUGUUCGCCUCGCUCUACUGCCGGAGUCCUACCUGCUAAAGAAUGUCGCGUCCGAGGAGCUCGUCAUGGGACACAAGGUGGGCCGUGAGAUUGUAGAAGACGCUGUCCGUUGCAAAAUGAAGAUCCUGCAGAACGACGGAGUUGUCACAGGUUUCUGCGCCCAACCCCGUAAGGUCAGCCAAGCCCUCCUGCUUCUAGGAGGCCAAACGUUCAUGUGCGACAAAGUAUACAUGAUUGAUCACAAGGCGAAAGAGAUCAACCCCAAAACGGACAUUCCUAGCCCUCGCAAAGAGUGUAGUGCUUGCGCAAUCGGUUGUAAAGUAUAUGUCACGGGUGGUCGAGGGUCUGAAAACGGGUCUUCAAAAGACGUUUGGGUCUAUGAUACAUUGCACGACGAAUGGUCCAAAGCUGCACCGAUGCUCGUCGCUAGAUUUGGACAUGGUUCAGCAGAACUUGACCACAUCCUGUAUGUAGUAGGUGGACACACAUCCCUUGCAGGGUCGUUCCCUGCAUCCCCGUCUGUGUCCCUGAAACAAGUGGAGCAGUACAACCCCCAAUCCAACAAGUGGACACUGGUAGCUCCUCUUCGAGAGGGUGUGAGCAAUGCUGCUGUCGUAGGGGCCAAAAACAAACUCUUUGCUUUCGGAGGGACUAGUGUCAACAGGGACAAGUAUCCUAAGGUUCAGUGCUUCGACCCCUGUGAGAACAGGUGGACUGUCCCGGCCACUUGUCCUCAGCUUUGGCGUUACACAGCGGCAGCAGUUGUUGGGAACCAUGUUGUGGUCAUUGGUGGAGAUACUGAGUUCUCGGCGAGCUCCGCGUACCGCUUCAAUAGCGAGACGUUCCAGUGGACCAAGUUUGGUGACGUGACUUCAAGGAGAAUCAGCUGUCAUGCAGUGGCGUCGGGGAAUCGCCUGUAUGUGGUCGGGGGAUACUUUGGAGCACAGAGGUGUAAAACCUUGGACUGCUAUGACCCCUCAACGGACUCAUGGGAUAGCAUAACAAGCAUACCGUAUUCGCUUAUCCCAACAGCUUUUGUCAGCACCUGGAAGUACCUCCCAUCUUGAAGAAAAAUACUACUCUUAUUUGAUCUUUCAGCGUUCUCUGGAAUGUC